Aureobasidium melanogenum CBS 110374 is the source of this 2604-nucleotide messenger RNA. RefSeq names its product sterol glucosyltransferase. Gene Ontology annotation, molecular function: hexosyltransferase activity; UDP-glycosyltransferase activity. The record is from RefSeq and is a predicted model, not a curated record. The transcript is spliced from 5 exons. Gene Ontology annotation, biological process: carbohydrate metabolic process. Lineage: Eukaryota; Fungi; Ascomycota; Dothideomycetes; Dothideales; Saccotheciaceae. Bases 1 to 2604 code for a protein of 867 amino acids.
AUGAAAGCGACGAGUGCGAAUCACUCCACAUUGGAUCAUGAAGAUCCUUCCCCACCAUAUGAGUCCGUGGCACCAAAUGUACCAGAUGCACUGAGCGUUGGUAUGCGUAACGACGGUCGCAUGGACAUGGACAUAGACGAAGCCUUAGGUCGUCAACUUACAACACUGGUUCAAGAAGAAGAAACGACAUCGUCACCACACCGAGGAGCCCUUUCAAUCCGAGAAACUAUCCCUAUCGUCAAAUGUCCAGCCAAACUUGACAUCUGCAUCCAAGUCGUUGGUAGUCGAGGCGAUGUGCAGCCAUUUGUUGCUCUAGCCUGCGAACUUCAUCAACAACACGGUCAUCGUGUUCGAAUAGCCACACAUGCAGUCUUUGAGGAUUUUGUACGGGAAUCCGGACUCGAGUUCUAUCCUAUAGGCGGCGAUCCGGCAGAGCUUAUGGCGUACAUUGUCAAGAAUCCAGGCUUGAUACCAAGCGUUGCAAGUCUAAGAGCGGGAGAUAUUGGUCGCAAACGACGCAUGUUGGCAGAGAUCCUCGAAGGAUGUUGGAGCUCAUGUUACAAGCCGGAUGAAAAGACGCAACGACCAUUCGUUGCGGAUGCAAUUAUCGCCAACCCGCCGAGCUUUGGGCAUGUGCACUGUGCGCAAGCACUUGGUAUACCGCUACACAUCAUGUUCACAAUGCCAUGGACGAGUACGAGGGCAUUUGCGCAUCCGUUGGCGAAUCUCAAGUAUUCUCCCGAUACAAGUCCAAGAGUUGCCAAUAUGAUGUCGUAUGGCGUGGUAGAAUGGAUGACAUGGCAAGGAAUCGGAGAUCUAAUCAACGAUUGGCGAACCAGAAUAUUGGAUCUCGAGCCUCUGCCCAGCUCAGAAGGUCCUCUGCUUUUAGAAACUUUGAAUAUACCGCACACUUAUUGCUGGUCGCCGGCGCUAGUACCCAGGCCUUCUGACUGGCCAGAGCAUAUUGACGUAAGCGGAUUUUUCUUCCGAGAAACUCCACCAUACAGACCUCCACCAGAUCUGCGUCAAUUCCUUGAAGCAGGUUCUCAGCCAAUUUAUAUCGGGUUCGGCAGUAUUGUGAUACAAGAUUCAGAGGCGUUGACUAAGAUGAUACUUGAAGCUGUUCGCAUGACUGGAGUUCGGGCUCUCAUCUCCCGCGGUUGGAGCAACCUUGGGCAGGAUCGCAAAUCGGAUGAUACCGUGUUUUUUGUUGACGACUGUCCACAUGAAUGGCUAUUUGAUCAUGUUGCAGCAGUGAUUCAUCACGGCGGUGCUGGAACAACUGCGUGCGGCCUAAGCAAAGGCGUUCCUUCAUUCUUAGUACCAUUCUUCGGAGACCAACCGUUCUGGGGAACCAUGGUAGCAGCCUCGGGCGCUGGUCCAGAACCUGCCCCUCAUCAGUCGCUUAGUGCUCUCGUUCUUGCGCGAGGAAUCACCACCUGUUUAUUGCCCGGCACCAAGCAAGCCGCCAUGGAGGUAGCAGGCAAAAUGAGCACAGAAGCUGGUGUUCACGCAGCUGUGCAAUCUUUUCACGCGCAACUUCGAGUCGAUCUGAAGUGUGAUGUGAUCAAAGACGAACCAGCUGCGUGGAAAUAUCAAGACGGAAGUAAUUUGAUCAAGUUGUCAAAGAGAGCAGCGGCCAUUCUGACACGACAGGCCAUGCUUAACCCAAAAAAUCUUACACACUAUGCCUCAAAGCCCAUCAUCAUAGAUGCCAAGCGAUGGGAGCCUGUCUCUGCUGUUGUGUCAGCUUCGCUACAUACCGCCGGCUCGAUUGGUCGAGCUGCCGCCGGCGUCGUACUCGAGCCUUAUCGGCUCUAUAAGAGCACGAAAGCUCGAUCGGAUCUGUCUGACGCUCAUGCAGGUCCAAGCAGAGCAACACAACGUGCUGAGAAUGAGACCCAGCCAAGCGCGGAGCAGGCCGACACUGUUUCGAGUGACAAAAAGAAAGUUCCAUCGACCCAUCUAACAGCAACGGCACCUCGCAAGAAUGAAGAUCAGCGUGCUAUCAUGUCAGAUUCCAGUGAUUCAACAAACAGAACAAGAGAGAUCAUGAAAGUAUCUGCGAAAAAUGCUGGCAAGUUCUUUUUCUCGCCGAUAAAAGGUAUUGUACUGGACAUCCCCUUAGCAGCUGUUGAAGGCAUGUGGGCACUGCCUCGACUGCAUGACGAUAACGGAUACCAGCACACUGCAGUCAAAGACUGGAAAAGCGGAGGCAGCGUAGCAGCAAAAUCAUUCGUCCAUGGCAUUCACGAAGGCAUGACCGACAUAUUCAUCAAAACCUAUGCGGGCAAGAAGAACGAAGGCGCAAAAGGUGUUGCCAAAGGCUUGAGUAUGGGCUUUGUCAACCUGACCAUGAAGACGGGUGCUGGAGCGCUGGGAUUGAUUGCAUACCCAUGCCAAGGUGUGUAUAAGAGUAUACAUGCAGCCAUGCACACCAAAGCGAGGAAUGCAGUUGAGCAAGCGAAGCUCGACGAAGGCGAGUGGCUGAUGAACAACCAGCCUAUGGCAGAUGUAGAGAUCCAGGAUGUUGUCCAGCGAUUCUUACAUGCGACACCUGUCAAAGGCAACGGCAAGAGCAAAGUUGGUGUCUGGGGUCGAUAG